AUGGAUUUGCUAUAUAAUGUUUUUGGUUAUUCUUCAGCAUUUGGGCUAGGGGACUUUCUUCAAGUUUGUGGUUCAGAAUAUAUGUUUUGGGGGCGUAUCUUGAAUCGUUUUGAGAUAUUCAAGUUAAAUACAAAUUUAAACUUUUGUUGUGGUGUGAUAACUCAGUGGUUGAAUUUUCGUGGGUGCCGGUUGAUAAGCGAUCGAUUGUUGUGGUGUGAUAACUCAGUGGUUGACUCUUCCAGUGCAACGGUUGCUAAUUGGUUGUGGAGCUGUGGGCUGACAGCUGACGACGUGCUUGACUGUUGUGGUGUGAUAACUCAGUGGUUGAAUUUUAGUGGGUGCCGGUUGAUAAGCGAUCGAUUGUUGUGGUGUGAUAACUCAGUGGUUGACUCUUCCAGUGUAAAGGUUGCUAGUGUUGACGAAUCUUAG
Molecule: messenger RNA, 429 nt
Organism: Theileria orientalis strain Shintoku
Lineage: Eukaryota; Apicomplexa; Aconoidasida; Piroplasmida; Theileriidae
Exons: 2
Coding region: 1-429 (142 amino acids)
Source: RefSeq, a predicted model, not a curated record